AUGGAAUCUUUUGAAUGAAGUUCGGAAAAUAGGCUAUUUAUUGUAUUUUUUAUAUGCUUAAAAGAAUUAGAUAGGAAACAUGUAUAUAUUUAAACAUAUAUAUAUGCAAAACAAAAAAAUAUAUAUUUUUUGUCAACAAGAACAAACAGCAAGAAUUGCAGGGCCAUAACUCACAAAAAAGUACUACAUGUCAGCAUCGUCUCAGCAGCAGCAGCUUUUUUUUUCUUCUUUUUUUUCUCUUUUUUUAGCAGCAGCGGUGAUGUUUGCGUGACGAGCUGAAUGUGGCGAUAAUUUAGGCAAGCUGUUUUUAUGGCUUUCUCUCUGUGUCUUUCUUUUGUUUGCAGUCUCUGAUUCCUGAUAACUUUUGCUGGACUAGUUUGUGUCUAGCUUUACUUGUGCCCCUGACUGUGCCAACAGAUUAAAAGACUAUGCAGGAGACUAAUGUUGCAUACUUUUUUUUUUUAUAGUUGCAAGCUCAAUUCUCUUGCUCUCAAAAUUUGCAUUUCACUCAUCCAUUACAAUAUAAAUCUGUUUUAUCAGAUUAAUCAUUUGGAUCCAUCUAUCUUUUGAAUAUUAGCCUCUAAAGUGAGAAGAGCGUAGACUGGAAGUGUACUGAAUAAGCAGUCAAACAGUCUGGGGUUAAAGUAUUUGUGUUGGUAUGGUAAUCACAUUAGGGAUUUUAGUGGCUUAACGUUUAGCAAAGUACACUUUUACCUUUGCUUGACUGAUCGUUAGGCAUUAUGAAGAGAAGAUACUGUACAUAAAUCAUCAAAAGCUCUCUUUUUUAUGUCUAAUAUACAUUUUUGUGUGUGUGUGUGCAUGCAUGUUUUUUGGGAUGUAUUUCUGUUUAAUAUAGAGUAUUACUAUCUAGAAACAGUAAAAGAAUGUCCUUUGGAUCAGCCCAAAAAUCACAAUGGACAUAAACAAUACUAAAUACAAUGCAAAGGGAGGAGAAAAUGCUUUUCACAUAGUUGUUAUUAAUGAUAACUAAGGUACUUGAUUCAUUCAAUUGUUAGUUUACUUUUCAUUUUAAUUUAAGUUUAAUUUUUUUAAUUUUGAUCAUUUUUGUCAUUUUUAUUUAGCUUUUUUUAUUCAUUUUAGCAUUUCAACUUAAAAUUAGUUUUUCAAGGUUUUAUCUAAUAUGUAAUACCUAAAAUAACAUUUUAUUCUAAUUUUAUAUAUUUUAAUUAGUGCAAUUGUUUUAAGAAGUUUUAGUUAACAAAAACAAUACAGGUAUUGGAUGGACUCUUGAAGUCCACUGUAAAACCAGUACCAUGAAGCAAAAUCAGUCGAAGACCACUGAUGUCUAUAUAGAAAAUAGAAAAGAGAGAGAUUAGCAGGGAGCAGGACAAAGAGGUGAGACAGGGAGGGGAUUAAACAAACUGGAUUUGUUUAAAGCGGACACUAUUAGACAGAGAAGCGAGGGAGGAUUUCAGUCGGUGUUUGCCUGUGUCUGUGUCUUUUUCCUCUCGCUUCUUUUAUUAAUAUUAUACAAACCCGAAGGGCAAGAUCAACAGAGCAGUAUGACGCAGCAGAAGGAGAAGUUGGAGUCUCUGAUGAGGAGCAUGGAGGUCCUUCUGAGGGAGGUGGAGCAGCUACGUGAGCACUGUGGUCAUUACAACCUGGAGCUGAGUCGCCACAUCAUGGAGCUCCGCCUGGAGAACAGAAUACUGACCGACAAAUACAACUCCCUUGACAAGGAGCUGCAGGAGGCCUUGGAGACCAUCGAGGACCUCCAAGACACCAAAUACGCCUUGGAUUCCAAAGAGAGACAGGCUGACAAGCUCAACCGACAGCUUUGAUAAAACUACAGGAGCAACAAUUUUAAGGUUAAUCAACGUACGUGCGAAUGACUGACUUAUAAGAUAUUUGUCCCUGCAUAGUAAGACGAUACACAAGUAAAGAUUUUAACAUCCAGGAAAUUACACGGCUGAAAUUUUAUCGAACUCCCUUAUGAAAUGUUAUAGGCACAUAAGCAAUGCAUACUGUCGAUCCAAGUUCAUUGUCUCCAUAAGUAGUAUAUGUGGUGUCUGGAUCUUAAUUGUUGGGGUGGAAGUGAAGCCAAUUCUGUAGGUAAAGUUGGAACAGUGAGUCUGCAUUCUCCUUCACAAUGACAGCGACCAUCUGUCAUUUUGGUUGUUGAAAAGUGACAGGGACUAAAAUAGCAGCUUAGAGGACGGAGUGUUAAAACACUUCCACCCCUAUGAUUUAAUACUGUAUGUUUAGCGGCACUAAGCGGAACAUCAGUGGUCAGAACAUUGAAAAGAGCCUCACUGUGAGAUCUCUCACACAAUGCACACUUGCGCUUAUAUAAUAAUGUUCUCUCUCUUCUGUUCUGAUUAAAGGAAUAUCAUAUCCAAAAAUGUACUUUUGCUGCAACCGUACAAAUUCUGUAGUGCAUUACUUGUUGGAUCCACUGCAGUCAAUGUGUCCCGCCAGAAUGAAAGAUCAAACGGCUGAUAAAAUAAUCCACAAGUAAUCCGUAUCAUUCGAGUACGUCAGUUAAUGUAUUGUCAAGCCAAAAGCUGCAUGUUUGUUAAAACAAAACAAAAUUUCACUUUAUUUUCAUGAAAUGUUCCUUUACGCAACAGCUAAAACUGUAUAUUUCUGUUGAACUGAUUUGAAAAAUGCAUGGUGAAGAACACUAUGCAAACUUGACCUUUGACCUUUCUUUUAGAAGACUGCAAAAUGAUUAAAUAAAAAUGUAAAUAAAAUCUAAAUAAACAUGUUGUGUGGAACUCAAUCUGUUUUUCAUUUUUAACAAACAGCGAUCGCUAAUUAAGUGUGUUGAAGGUUUUGUAUUAAAUUUAAUUAAUUUCCCUUUUAUCAUGAUAAGAUUCCUGAUAUUGUCCCAGGAGGGGUUAAUUGAAACCUGAGAUGAGUAGUGUGUAUUGGUAAGUGUGUGUACGUGUGCACAAAGGGAAAGCUGUUGAGUCCUGAGUGAAUCUGUGUCACAACUCUCUCUCGCUGUGACUGGGAGGACUUGGGAUAUUCAACAUUGACACACUGAGAAGAUGAUGCUCCACUCUCUUCUCGGGAUCCUGAGCUUGGUCUCUGCAGUUCUCUGUGUGAGGCAGCCAUCUAAUGAUUACUGGGGUGAAUAUGGCCCGUACGGAGCAUGCAGUCGCACCUGUGGCACUGGAGUAGCAGUGAGAACCAGGAUCUGCAACACUAUGAGGACCGAUGGUGGGCACAACUGCGUUGGACCAUCCAAGUCUUACAAACUCUGUAACAUACAGGAGUGCCCUGUUGGAUCUAUGGAUUUCCGUGAAGAACAGUGUGCUCAUUUUGACAGAAUGGAUUUCAAGGGAAAACGUUACACAUGGCAGCCAUACUAUGGAGCUUCAAACCCAUGUGAGCUAGUGUGUGUGCCCAGAGGAGAGAACUUCUACUACCGUCACAGACCCGCUGUAGUGGACGGCACACCAUGUUAUGUGGGCCGCAGAGACGUCUGUGUGGAGGGAGUCUGCAGAGCGGUGAGCCAUGGGGAGAUUGUGGGUUUUGAGGAUCACUCUCUUCCUGUUGUGUCUAGACAUGGCACUGGAGCUGCAGCCAAUCUGGACACCUACAGGUACACAUACAGCACUUUUUCCGAGUGCUCACUUCACUGUGGUGGAGGAGUGCAGACCCGUAGUGUGUACUGCAUUAAUGAGAGAACAUCAGCAAUGGUCGAAGAAUCUCACUGCACUGCAUUAGGCUUCAGCAAACCAGCUUCUCAGAAGGCCUGCAACGAGCACCACUGUGCUGAGUACAGUGUCGGUCCCUUUGGUGAUUGUUCGAUGACGUGUGGUGAGGGACAGCAGACACGAGAGGUCUUCUGUGUCGGGGGCAGAGGAGAGCGCAUCCCUGAGCACCACUGCAGGGGUCUCACACGUCCACAUGAUGUCAGAUCCUGCCAGAGACCAGCUUGCCACCAAGUUUUUAGAUACUACAUCAAUGACUUCAGCCUGUGUUCUCGUAGCUGUGGAACUGGUACUCGCGAGCGCAGAGUUGUUUGCAUGGAUUUGGAUCGCAAUCAUUAUCCGGACGAAAGAUGUUCCGCUUUCUCCAGACCUCAUGCUGUGGAGAGCUGCAACACACAGCCCUGCCCUGGUGUACAACUGGUGCCCAGUGUGCAGGACUCCAGUGGAUAUGAAAGCUCCUUGCGUGGAUUUGUACCUUACACCCUUGAUGCAACCUCAGUUCACAGACCAAGUGAUCCAUACCCCUCGGUGACUGGACCGCACUGUGCCCAGUCAUACUAUGGCUGCUGUCCAGAUGGCCACACUGCUGCCUCAGGGCCUCGUGGGGAAGGCUGUUCUCACGAUGACUGUCAUAGGUCUAGAUUUGGCUGCUGCCUUGAUGGAGUAACAGCUGCUGUUGGUUUUGGAAGAGCAGGAUGUCCUGACUACCCCUACAGAGAUAGUCCAGUCCCUCAGCCCUCUGCGAGUGUGUGCGCUUUGGCACAAGACGUUGGGUCCUGUUAUGAAUGGACAUCUCGUUUCUACUUUGAUUCUUCCUCCGGCUCUUGCUCACAAUUCUGGUUUGGUGGUUGUGAAGGGAAUGGCAACAACUUUGUCUCCAAGGAGGAAUGUGAGCGGACAUGUAAGGCCUCUGCCAGAGGCCUUGCCCCAAGAGAACCAACAUCCAGGAGAGGGAUCAACGGAGGAAGAGGAUAUAGAAUGAGAUCCCGUGCAUAAAGGGGUUAAAAAGGGUCAUUGAAAUCCCACAGCUGCUGGGGUGGGAUUUCCAGCUGUGCUGUAAAGGUGCUAAUAUCCAGCUCACAUGUAGGCAAAAGUCAUUGAUGCUGAUAUCAAAGAAAUCUUUAAAAUUUUGAGGUUUAAAAUAUCUUAAUGAGGAAAAUAAUCAAACUUUUUUAUUAUACAUUCAUAGAAGCACAUUCACUUUAUCAUAUUUGUCAGACAUGACAGUAUCAAAGCAGUAAGAACAAUUUUCAGACAUUCCAAUUUCAAGAGCUGUUUCACUAAUUUCAUAAAAAUAAGAUUGCUGUUGCUGAGAACUUUGUUCUUCAUUUGUAUUCUUUGUGCACACAUUGUACUUCAGUUGUCUUGCUAUGCUAUUAAAAUGUUAAC
This is a messenger RNA of Puntigrus tetrazona (Sumatra barb), 5072 nucleotides long. RefSeq names its product papilin b, proteoglycan-like sulfated glycoprotein (gene paplnb). Gene Ontology annotation, biological process: extracellular matrix organization. Bases 3015 to 4679 code for a protein of 554 amino acids. The transcript is spliced from 14 exons. The record is from RefSeq and is a predicted model, not a curated record. Gene Ontology annotation, molecular function: metalloendopeptidase activity; serine-type endopeptidase inhibitor activity. Lineage: Eukaryota; Metazoa; Chordata; Actinopteri; Cypriniformes; Cyprinidae. Gene Ontology annotation, cellular component: extracellular matrix.